Messenger RNA from Dissoconium aciculare CBS 342.82, 3122 nucleotides. RefSeq lists its product as uncharacterized. The record is from RefSeq and is a predicted model, not a curated record. The coding region runs from base 179 to 2692 and encodes 837 amino acids. NCBI's taxonomy places the organism in Eukaryota, Fungi, Ascomycota, Dothideomycetes, Mycosphaerellales, Dissoconiaceae. The transcript has 2 exons.
GUCACUGUGAGCGACCUGCUCCAAUGCCGUUGCCUUAAUAGCUAGGUGUAUCUUCCUCUUCGUAAACAUUCCUCUUUUCCCUCUUUCCUCCUCGAUUCUCUCGUCCCCAAUUCACCCUUCUCUUCAACAUUUUUCAUUGCUGAGCUCGCGUGCUCAGCAAAGACUCCUCUUCUUCAACAUGUCGGCUUCUUUGCCAGCUCUCUCUGAGGCCCUCCUCCACCCGAUCAACACGUUCGGUGCGGUGGCUGUGGUCCUCGCCGUGUCCGCCGUAGCUCUGAUUGCUGUCACUCUCGGUGCGGCCAAGUCCGACAACUACGUCUACCAGCAAUUGCAAUUCGCCUACUCGUGCUUCUUCAAGCCCCACACCGGAGACGGCACCGGCAACCAGCAGGAUGCCCUCGAAAGCUUCUACAAAUCCCAGGCCUCCAUCUACGAUGCAACCCGCACCAAGCUCCUCCAGGGCCGUGAGGACAUGCUCGCACUGGUAGCUGCUCAGGCGAAAUACCGACAAAGCAAUGGCCAAUUUAAGAAGAAGCCCAUCUGGGUCGAUAUCGGCGGUGGUACUGGCUGGAACAUUGAGCAGAUGGGUCAGCAAAUCGAUGUGCCCAACUUCUUCCACGCCGUCUACCUGGUUGAUCUGAGCACUUCUCUCUGCGAGAUUGCCACCAAGAGAUUCGAGCGUUUGGGCUGGAAGAACGUGCACGUCAUCUGCGAGGAUGCGAGAACCUUCCGCUUGGCGGACCACGAGGCCGGUCUUGCGGAGGAGCAGCGUGACUUCAGCAUUGGCAAGCCAGUUUACGACGUGGACUCGCGUGACAGUGUUGGAGCCGACGUGCUCACCAUGUCCUACAGUCUGAGCAUGAUUCCCGAGUUCCACCCUGUCAUUGAUUCAGUUGCGAACCUCUUGGCUGCCGAUGGUAUCAUCGGUGUGGUCGACUUCUACGUCCAGAACAAGGUUGAGUUCCAGGGCCGCAACUACACCGGAGGCCAGCUCGACAGGCACUGCAUGUGGAUCAGCCGUGUCUUCUGGCGCACCUGGUUCGAGCUCGACCGUGUCAACUUGGAAUCUGCCCGCCGCGACUACAUCGAGUACAAAUUCGGAACCAUCCUCAGCGCCAACCGCCGUUGCCAUCUCCUCGGUCUUCGCAUCCCAUACUACAUCUUCGUCGGUUGCACUCGCACCACCAGCGUGACCAUGGAGUCCAUCGCCUCGGUUGACGCCGCCGUGACUGAGAGCCCCUUCAUCACAGCACUCGACAUCCACGCUCAGAGCAUCACUCCUCGCAAGGUUCGCCGCAGCUCCAGCACCGAGCGGAGGAGCAAGGCAUACGAGACCGCCGUUGUCAACCUCGCUGCCAGCAUGCCUCUUCCCGCCGCCUACUACCAGAACAAUAAGACUCGCAUCUACUACGACGCUUCCCUGCAAAAGCACAAGCAGUUCAACGAUGAGUACAUCUACGCUUUCACCUGGGAGGACUCUCGCAUGGACGCCCGUCUUUUGAAAAUCAAUGGUGAUGACGUCAUCCUGGCGAUCACCAGCGCUGGUGACAACAUUCUGAGCUACGCCCUCGAGCGCCCGAAGCGCAUCCACGCCGUCGACCUCAACCCAUCGCAGAACCACCUCCUCGAAUUGAAGGUCGCCGCCUUCAAGAGCCUCGACUAUGAAGACACCUGGAAGCUGUUCGGCGAGGGCAAGCACGAGAACUUCCACAAGCUCCUCCUCGAGAAGCUGUCCCCUCACCUGUCCUCGCACGCCUUUGACUACUGGCUCCACGUUGGUGAAUCGACUUUCGGUCCCAAGUCGCAAGGUCAUUACUUCACCGGUGGAUCUCGUCACGCGCUCAAGCUUGUCAAAUGGAUCAGUGGAACCCUCGGUAUCCGCAAUGACAUUAUUCGCCUGUGUGAGGCCCAGACCCUCGCUGAACAGCGUGAGAUCUGGACCAAGCGCGUCCGUAAGGUCCUCCUCUCGCAGUUCCUCGCUUACUUCGUCGUCGGCACCGAGCAGUUCCUGUGGAAGGCUCUCGGUGUGCCUGGCGAGCAGCGUGCUAUGAUCGAGGAGGACUUCAAGCACAUGCUCGACCACCAGAACAGCGCCGCCAAGUCCGAUGCCGCUGGCGAGAAGAGCGGUGAAGGCGAACCAGGUGCCGUUGGACCUUUGAAGAGUGGACAGGCCAUCUGGAACUACGCUGUCCAGACCCUCGACCCCGUUGCCAACGAGACGCUCAUGAGCGAGGACAACCACUACUACCUUGUCUGCUUGUUGGGCAAGUACACCCGCAAGUGCCACCCUACCUUCCUCCAGCCCAAAUCCCACGCCAAGCUCUCCCAGCCCAACGCCUUCGACGGCCUUCGCAUCCACACCGACGAGCUCCGCGAAGUCUUCGCCCGUAUGCAACCUGAGGCCCUCACCAUCGCCGUCCUCAUGGACAGCAUGGACUGGUUCCGCCCCGACGCCCCCGACGCCGCCACCCAGGUCACGGCCGUGAACCGCGCGAUGAAGAUCGGCGGCCGCGUCCUCAUCCGCAGCUCUGGUCUCAACCCCUGGUACAUGAAGACCUUUGAAGAGCUCGGCUUCUCGGCUAAGCGUGUCGCUGCCCGUAUCCCCGCGGGCACUUGCACCGACCGCGUCAACAUGUAUGCGAGCACAUGGAUCUGCACCAAGACUACCAACCUUGCUGCCGAGGCUGAAUAGAUGGAUCGCUUCAAUUCGUUUGGUUGUCCGGUGGUCUACUUGGAUAAAUGGAGAUGUUAGCCCAAGAGGCUGCCGAAGCCAGUGUUGUUGACACUCGUCGACGCACAUGAUCGAAUGCUCCAUAGACGGCUAUACUGGCUCCUCCGCACCCAGGCCUCCGAUUCUAUCACAGCCAGGUUGUGGCCACGCUGGACGGUGGCAGCUGUGUGCGAUAGGCUACGAUUCGCCACGAAGGAGAACAAGGAAGAAGGAUUAAUGUUUGAUAUGUAACAUGAACGUUUCAUGGAUGACGACUUUCUUUUUUGGAUUGGAGAAGAGAAUUAUCUUGUGCUGCUUUAUGUAUAUCCCUCCUAGUCGGAGGGAAGAAAUGUCCCAUUCACUGGAAGGAAAAAUGAAAAAUUCCUUGCGACCUCUACAAUAAUGGCCUUCU